Echinococcus granulosus is the source of this 2739-nucleotide messenger RNA. RefSeq names its product Segment polarity protein dishevelled DVL-3. The record is from RefSeq and is a predicted model, not a curated record. NCBI's taxonomy places the organism in Eukaryota, Metazoa, Platyhelminthes, Cestoda, Cyclophyllidea, Taeniidae. Gene Ontology annotation, molecular function: frizzled binding. The transcript has 15 exons. Gene Ontology annotation, biological process: canonical Wnt signaling pathway; intracellular signal transduction. The coding region runs from base 1 to 2739 and encodes 912 amino acids. Gene Ontology annotation, cellular component: cytosol.
AUGGCUUCUGCUCCUUCGAAUGAUGGGACGCGUAUAAUUUAUUACGUUGAUGAGGAGGAUACGCCCUAUCUUGUGAAGCUUAAUGCGCCGUCAGAUUCCGUAACACUAGGAGACUUUAAAUUGGCUCUUAGUAAGCCAAACUGUAAAUUCUUCUUCAAAUCAAUUGAUGAUGAUUUUGGUGUCGUGAAAGAGGAAAUCACCGAUGACUCUGCUAAGCUUCCGUGUUUUAACGGGCGUGUCAUUUCGUGGUUGGUGUCCAACGACAAUUGUGCCGGGAGUUCUGAUGGUGGUUCGGGACUGAACGCUGUCAAAUUGGCUGCUCUUGCUGGCGCUCAGAUUGGCGAUGGGACGCAGCCACCGGAGAAGAGUCGGUUUGGUGAGAAGAAAAUCAAUGGCACAUCCAAGAAACCCACAGAUGAAUGCGACACCUGCACUGAAGACACCGAAUCUGUUCAAAGUGGUGGUCAAGAUCACAUUGCGCCCCUUCGCACCUUCCAUGACUACAAACACGUUGCUGGUACUGCCGCUGAGGAUGAUCCUGUUUCAUCUCCCUACCUUGAGGUGGCCGUUUGGCGUCUCGGCUCGUGUAAUCUUAGGGUAGUUUUCAGCAAUGAACCCAUUGCUAACGAGAGUGAAACAGGUACCCAAAGACAAGGCAAGCGAUUGGUCUCCAGACGUCUGCAACCCAAUUGGCAGAGUAAACUACUAGACAGUCGGUGGCUCGGGAACCUCGUACUCAACGCUGUAGUUUCAAAGACAUCUAUCAUGCUUAAUGGAUUUGGUUCGCUGAUUUCAGGCAGUCGGUACGGUGGCAGUCACCACUACCACCGACACCAUUUCGGUGGAGGUGGAAACGGGGUUUACGGCGGAGGUUCGAGUGUCUCCUCGGGUCGCCAUCAUCACCACCACCACAUGCGAGCUAUCUACGGUGGCGGGGGCGGUGGUGGCUCUAGUGUCUACGAGGCGCCCUCCUCUAUGAUGAGCUCCGACCUCGAGUCGACCAGUUUCUUUGAAUCAGACGGGGAGUCCAGCAGUCACGUAUAUGCUCCAUCAAUAUCGUUUGAUCUCACGGCUUUCGGCAAAAUUCCCGCCCUUUUUGUCUUCCUCCCUGGCCUUCCACCGGGUUUUCUGGAGCCACUGGGACAACCAUAUCUUCAAGGUACGGCAGGCCCAGGCAGCGGCGAAGGCGACGGCGACUCCUCCCCAUUAGUCGCUAUAACCGACUCGACAAUGUCGUUGAAUAUAAUCACAGUAACACUGAAUAUGGACUCGGUGAACUUCCUGGGAAUCUCUAUUGUGGGUCAGUCGACUAAGUCGGGCGACGACGGCAUCUACGUUGGUUCCAUCAUGAAGGGCGGCGCCGUUGCACAGGACGGUCGCAUAGAGCCCGGCGACAUGAUCCUUGAGGUCAAUGGCAUCUCCUUUGAGGACAUGAGCAAUGACGAUGCCGUUCGCACCCUUCGCGAACAAGUUCAGAAUCCUGGGCCGAUAACACUGGUGGUGGCGAAGUGCUGGGAUGCGAAUCCACGAGGUGGCUACUUUACCAUCCCGCGACAGGAGCCGGUACGUCCGAUCGAUCCACGCGCCUGGGUACUGCACACCAAUGCCAUGACCGCUGGGGGUGCACAGAGCGUGGUAACGCUGUCAAGUUCCCUGCCCGAGACGGAUAGAUUUGGCCUCCCUCCGGAACCUCUGACCGUGGCGACUGACGUCAAGACAGUCAUCCAGGCCAUGAUGCACCCCGACUCCGGUCUUGACAUUCGAGACCGCGUAUGGCUGAAAAUCACCCUUCCCAACGCCUUUAUUGGCUCUGAUCUCGUUGAUUGGCUGUUCCGCAAUGUUGAAGGUCUUUCGGACCGACGUGACUGCCGGAAAUACGCCGCAAACCUUCUUAAAUUCGGCCUCAUUCGCCACACAGUUAAUAAGUCAACCUUCUCCGAGCAAUGCUAUUAUGUCUUCGGCGAUAUCACCGGAACCCUCAGCCUAGAGGAGGUGGACAGUGUGAGCGAGAUCGGGGCUCUGGCUGCUGUGCAGCAAAACUGGAGUCACAGCACUGCUAGUACUAGUCUUGCCACUGGCGGAGGUGGCAGUGGUGCGCCAGUUGCCAUGGCGACCCAGCCGCAGCCAUCACAAGCUGCCCAGCAGCAGCAACAGCAGGUCGCUCCAGUUAGUACAGCCGAUCCCUUCGGUGUCGGUCUUCCCUCCUCCGUCUUCCACUCGGUGGGUGGAAAACCCGCCCCCCAGCAUCCCAGACAGAAUGGAUUCAGGCUAUCCAAUAACGGCCUUGUUGAUAUACCCUUGCGGCGAAUGAUGUCCUCGGGGAGCAGUAGCAGCAGCAGUUCAUGCGAAAGCGCUACAGAAAACACGCUUUCCACAACUGACAAAAUUGAUCUCAACGGUGGUGGUGGCACCAGCUUGAGUCCUUUCCUUCCCACCGCUACUUCCAGUUUCCGGGGCGCACAAAAACUCGAUCCCGUUGGCAGUGUGCAGCAGCAACCCACGCCGCCCACCCGCAAGGCGGGUGGCGUCGACAAUAGAAGUACUUCUAGCGGUUCCAGCUCAGAGGAUGAAGGUGAGCAAGCGGUAGCCUCGGGGCUGAUACCCCCACUGGGGCAGCAGCAUCAGGCGCCUCCACCACCGCCCCCCUCCUCGCUACUGCAGACAACGCCUGGCCCAGUGCAGCCGCCUCCGCCGCCUCGAGCCUCGCCCGCCACCUCUUCUCUCUAUCUCAACUCCUAG